GCACAUUGUGAGAUCAAGACUUCCUUGACCCAAAUCUAGCCUCUAGCAUUUCAAGCUCUCAUUCUCCGGGUCUGCACAGGUUUUUAAAUCACAUUGACCUUUUCAAGCGUCUCUUAAUUUGACCUCCCAGUCCACGCCUUUCACCGUGACCCUCACGAAAGCAGAGCUCGCGAAGACUCAUAGGAUACUCAUAUACUGAUAUACGGAGAUACUCGAAUUUAAUUUGGUCAAUAGCUUUGCAAAUCUAAGCAUUGCGAAGUUUGCGCAAGCGGAUUCUCAAAGUAGGAAGCACAUUAGCACAAGUGCUUGCGGAAGAGAGAUAUUUCAUUCGGAGAGCCGUAAGACCACGACAGAAUAACGACAUAGGACCGAGGGUAUUGGCAAUAUAUCUGCAAUACUAAAGCGGCAGAAUGGGAAUAUACGAGAAAGAUCCUAUCUGGGAUGAUGUGGUACCAAUAGCACAAGAUGAUGGUGAAGGCGCUUUAGCACAAAUUGCAUACACGGAUGAAUACGCAGAGGCAAUGGGAUACCUGCGGGCUGUAAUGGCAAGCAAAGAAUACUCACCUCGCGUUCUCGAACUCACCGAACACAUCAUUACCCUUAACGCAGCUCAUUAUACAGUCUGGCUUUACCGUGCUACAACCCUCUUUGCACUAUCUUCCUCCGUAGCCGACGAACUCGCAUUUGUAAACCAAAUUGCGCUGGAAAAUCAGAAAAAUUAUCAGAUUUGGCACCAUCGACAACUUCUCAUCGAUCACCUCUACCCCUCAAUUUCAUCCUCUCCUUCGUCGCUCAAUGUGCUUGCGGAUUCGGAACGAGAUUUUCUGACACAGAUGUUCGACGAAGAUGCCAAAAAUUAUCAUGUUUGGAGUUAUAGACAAUAUUUGGUUUUGAAAUUGGAUAUGUUUAACGAGGCGGAACUAAAGAGUGUAGAGGAUCUGAUAAGGAGAGAUGUACGAAAUAAUAGUGCUUGGUCAUAUCGAUUUUUCCUAGUUUUCUCGGACCCAAAAUAUUCGACCAAGGGAUUGAAAGCAAAUGAAUUUGAUGGCAAGAUUCCAAAGGAGAUAGUGGAUAGAGAAAUCGAAUAUGCGAAAUCGGCGACAUAUGAAGCACCGCAGAAUCAGAGUUCUUGGAAUUAUUUGAGGGGGGUUUUGAGGAAGGGGGGUGUGAAGAGUGAAAGUUUGGAGGAGUUUGCGGGGGACUUUGUUAAGCUUGGAGAUGCAGAUGGAAAAGGGGAAGAUAUAAGGAGUAGUCAUGCAUUGGACUUUCUGGCGGAUGUCUGGGCAGAGAAGGGAGAAUGGGAGAAGGCCGACAAAGCGCUCGAAUUACUUGGUGAUAAGUAUGAUAAGAUUCGAAAGAAUUAUUGGGAUUGGAGGAAGGGUUCAUUCAAGGAGAUGAAGGGAUAGAGUGAUGAGCAUGGAACGACAUAAAUGAUUGGUUAUGGAAUGGCGUUGAGGUGAAGAGCAUGAGCGUAUGUUUACUUCGUUUUCCCUUGCGUUGUUGCUUGGACGAGCAUAUACCAAGUUGCUCCCUUCUGUUGAAUGAAGCUCGCAUGAAUAUACAAUUGUCUCGUGGUGAACACAUCAACUUCUGAUGAUCAUUUCGAUAUUCCAUCACACGACGUGAGCGAUUCAUUCACCGUACCACAUGCCAAUAGUGACAUUUUUGGGGCCCUUCCAAACAAAAUCAUCGUGUUCCUUUCCACUUUCCUGACUCGUCCCUAACAUCACCACAGGCGACAAGAAGAUAAACUCAAAUUUCCAAACCCAUGGAUAGUCGGUUCCACUGUCUAGAAAAUCUCACUCCCAAUCACCCAAACAAGUCAAAAUCCCUCGCUCGUCACAUACAUCAUCAAUAUAAAAUAUUCGAUCGCCAAACCAAAAGGACAAUAGCUCGACAAUAGCUCACCCCGCAUUUGCGACACCUGCGCUAUGCAUAAAG
Botrytis deweyae is the source of this 1941-nucleotide messenger RNA. RefSeq lists its product as uncharacterized. The transcript has 2 exons. Gene Ontology annotation, molecular function: protein farnesyltransferase activity; CAAX-protein geranylgeranyltransferase activity. Gene Ontology annotation, cellular component: protein farnesyltransferase complex; cytoplasm; CAAX-protein geranylgeranyltransferase complex. Bases 411 to 1406 code for a protein of 331 amino acids. Gene Ontology annotation, biological process: protein geranylgeranylation; protein farnesylation. The record is from RefSeq and is a predicted model, not a curated record. Lineage: Eukaryota; Fungi; Ascomycota; Leotiomycetes; Helotiales; Sclerotiniaceae.